AUGGCAACUACAACUGUCAACGCAACUUGCGCUUGCAAAGCCUUCACAUAUGCAAUCGAGUUCCCCAAUUCGAGUCUCCCCAAAAGUCGAGCUUUAUGUCUAUGUACAAUGUGCCGGCAAGAAACUGGUUCUUGCGGUAUCUCAUACAUUAGGUUACCCUCAGAUCAUACUCUCGACCCCGCAGAGUAUAACCUCAUCAGUUUCACCCCAAAGCCGAGCUUUACUAGAUACUUCUGUUCGACUUGUGGCUCCCACGUUUUGUUUUCAUAUAAUGGACAUGACGGCAAUAGCUGGCAUAUGUCUACCGGGAUAUGGGACAAAACAGAAGGAAUAGUCAAUUGGACAGGCACCAAGUGGAUUGAGGGAACAUUGGAUGGCGGGAUAUCCGUAUGGCUGAAGGAUAUUGAAGAUCAAAACGGUACAAAAAGAGCUUUGCCAAGAUGUUUAUUCAACGAUGGGGAUGGGAAAGAACUGAUUGCGGAAGGUGCUCUCCAAACACUUCCUCCACGAGAACGAACCAAAGAACAGGAUGAAAAGUUACAAGCACGAUGCUACUGCGGUGGUGUGAAAUUCUACAUCACACGACCAAACGAUAACUCAAAGAAGGCAGAAUCCCCAUACUCAGAUUUGAUAGUACCAUUUCACUCGGGCUCCAAUGCGAACCCAGAGAAGGACCCGUGGUUCUUGCGCAGCAAUGAUACAAAAUAUCUCGCCGGGUUAUGUACUUGUACAUCUUGUCGUGAAAAUUCCGGCUUCGAGAUACAGCCUUGGGCGUUUGUGCCAAAGUGCAAUAUUUUCAAGGAAGAUGGGACCCCUCUAGACUUUGAUUUUGGAACCUUGAAGCGGUAUGGAAGCUCUGAAGGAGUCAUGAGGGAGUUUUGUAAGGUGUGUGGCGCCACGGUAUUUUGGCAUUGCGAUUGGAGACCGAGUGUGAUUGAUGUGAGCCCUGGAUUGUUGGAUCCAGAGGAAGGUGCAAGGGUGGAAAGCUGGUUGGAUUGGUGGACUGAUCGGGUUAGUUUUUCUGAAAUGGCUGUGAGUAAAAACCUUGUCAAGUCUUUGGAAGAGGGUAUGAAAGGAUAG
Molecule: messenger RNA, 1080 nt
Organism: Hymenoscyphus albidus
Lineage: Eukaryota; Fungi; Ascomycota; Leotiomycetes; Helotiales; Helotiaceae
Source: the annotation of a GenBank genome assembly